AUGUCCUCCAAGGACCAAGACGUCGAGGCCCAAGCCGAUGAGAGACCGCAAGACAGGGAAAAGGUCCGCCGCUCAAAAUCCGAACGAAAGGAACGCAGCCAUCGCGACCGAGACCACGAUCGAGAAAGGGAUAAGGACCCUGAACGUCGCCGACAUCGCACAUCUCGGCUCUCUAAGAGCAAGCUCGGCAGUGAACUUAGCGACAACCUCUCCCAUACAUCUAGUCGCCGCCACCGCCAUCGCAAGGAUAGAGACAGUGAUGAGCAUCAUCGCCGUCACCACCGCACUGCUUCGACCAGCGACCUAGGCAGUUCAGAUAUCAGAACGUCGACAGCUGCCACUUCCAUUCUUUCUGACCGUAUCAACAUGCCUUACCCAUCUUUCAGUAAGGCACACAGCAAAGAGGCCAUCGUUAGUCGCGAUUCCCUAUCACUUAAACCUCCUACUCGUGAACCGCCAGAGCCUCCUACCGCCGAGGAACUCAAGGCCCGCAGGGAUUCUGGCAAUGCCAAUCCGAAUGCGCCACCCAGUCCUCCCCCAACCGACUUGGACGCGGACAAGACUGCUGUGAACGAGGAAACGCCAAAUGAACCAGUUGACGAGGAAUCCACGAAAGAGGAUUCAUUCGACGAAGAGACGUUAAAUGCAGAUCUGUCUAGGGAAGACAUCCCAACGAUUCAGACCCCGACAGAGGAGCCUUCAGCAUCCGAGGCUGGCCUGAAAAAGUCAAAGUCAAGACUAUCUCACUCUCGAUCAGCAUCACGAAACGAGGAGCGCUCCCGUGUUAGUCGCCGAUCAGGGUCCUCGAGUCAAGCUACUUAUGUCAAAUCCUCGCAUCGUUCGGCUGAAAAGAUCCGACGCUCUGAUUCACGGGCCUCUAGUUCUUCUCAUCGCUCAGUCCAUCGAACAUCUUCUACUCGAAGCCACAGAAAGUAUGAUGCAGACGGACCAUCCUCUCCUUCAAGUGCUCAGGAUUCAUCUCCCAGAACACCUACCCAAGCUCCCUUCCCUCACGGGUAUCCUGACACCAAGCGUGAGACCCCCUCUGUUAUCGACGUUGAAGAUGUCGACUCAAACUUGCAUUCCAAAACGGCGACGCCUGCGUCUGCCUUUGGCAUUGCUCCUCCACCCCCGCCUCCACCACCGGCGCUUGAUGUCCACGACAUGCCUCGAGUCGACUACCUUCUUCAAAACGGCGGCCUUGCAUACACGGCCCCCAAGAACUUCCUCUCUGUACUGCCCCGUCAAAACGGCACACGACCUUCAAAUCCUCCCCUGGUCGGUACAGACACUCUCUUUGCUCCGUUUCACAACCUACUGGAUCAGUACAACACUGUCCUCAACAAGCAGGGAUCAAUUGCUGUCGCUACUGGGCACCGUUCAGUCGCUCGUAGACUGCUGGACCGUCUCGAGAAUGUAUUCUCCCGCGACCUCCCACCUUAUGGUUGCACAUGUGUCAUGUGUGACAACCCUCACGAAAUACAUGAUGGUCUCAACUGGGGCGAUGUUCUGGAGUGGGUAAGCGGCCGCAUUGAACUCCCACAGUGGCCUCCUUUUGAUCUGGCCGAGGUUGGCACCAAGGCCGCUGAAAUUUCUGGCGACGUGCCCCCUCGACCUGCGUCACCGGUCCAGCUGGAUCCGGAUAUUGCGGAAGAAUUUAGGGAGCACUACCUUCGCCAGUCGAAGAAGGUCCGGACUGCUGUCGAUCGAUGGUUGUCUAACACUGGAGAAACCCCAGUACCACCCCCUCAGGAUGUUGACGAUGAGACCUUGUCUUUCGCCAUUCUGACAAACCUUGAUCCUGAGGACCGCCCUUACUUUAACGCCAUCAUGACCGGAUCCAAGGAGUUGAAGUCAUCUGUUCGCGCCCCCACACCAGGACACCGGCCUCGAACGGAUUUCCUCAUCAAGACUGGCCUUGCAUUGCAACGACUAUACCGAUUGCAACAAGUUCCUCGGGAUGCCGAAUCGGCGACAUACUUGGUCAAGAACCCACACACUCACGAUCUUUUGGUUGCACUUUCCAACAUCAACAAUUCUGAGUGGGAGAUUCUCGUCUCUGGACGCUUCGAUGGCUUCCUUUGGUCUGGAGCAGACGAUGAGCCACACACACCGCAUUCUGAAUCUCGUGGACCUACGCCAGCCAGCUCCUACUACAACACCCGAACGAUGAGCCCCGGACCUCGAGCUUCCUCUUCGUUCAGCUCGAGAAACACAACUCCCUUCUCAGUCUACUCGCGAGGCACAACGCCAGCCUCGUUCGUAAGUGUCAACACAACUGGCAUGCCCGGAAGCCGACAGGCUGUUUCCAACGACGAAGAAAUGGAGAUGGCGGCGAUUGCAGAGAUCGAAAGGGAGAUUUACAAGGGUAUGGAGACUUUGGAGGAUGCCUUUGAAAAACUACACAAGAAGGCUGAGGUCGUCCGGAACGCACUACGUCAACGUGGAGCCGGUUUGAUGCAGAACCUGCAGAACCGCCGUCGUAUUGAUGUGCUUUCAGGCCCCAACUCUGGCAACUCGCAGUCUUCAGGCUACGAGCGACCGGCUUGGGCUGGAGACGACGAUCGCGAACCCGGCAGUGAUGAUGACUGGGCUUUAGACGAUAUCGAUAUUAUGCCUGAUGAUUCGGCCAGCAACAUUAGCAGUUCUCGCCACAGACGACCUAAGAGGCGUACAGAGCGACGAACCCCUGCCCCGAUCAACGAAGAAGACGAGGAUUAA
Messenger RNA from Fusarium pseudograminearum CS3096, 2721 nucleotides. RefSeq lists its product as uncharacterized. Gene Ontology annotation, molecular function: DNA binding. The coding region runs from base 1 to 2721 and encodes 906 amino acids. NCBI's taxonomy places the organism in Eukaryota, Fungi, Ascomycota, Sordariomycetes, Hypocreales, Nectriaceae. The record is from RefSeq and is a predicted model, not a curated record. Gene Ontology annotation, cellular component: nucleus. The transcript has a single exon.